Messenger RNA from Cololabis saira (Pacific saury), 1304 nucleotides. Its product is annotated as RING finger protein 222. NCBI's taxonomy places the organism in Eukaryota, Metazoa, Chordata, Actinopteri, Beloniformes, Belonidae. The transcript has a single exon. The record is from RefSeq and is a predicted model, not a curated record. Bases 88 to 711 code for a protein of 207 amino acids.
AAUGAGAAAAUGGCAUCUUUGAGAUCACCUCACCUGAUACCCACAAACUUGUGACUCGAUUUGUUUUUAAAUGUUGGUAAACUGUACAUGGCACUAUUCGGGGAAGACGGCCAGGAAGACACACCAGAGUGUCCUGUGUGCUAUGAGAAUCUUUCGGGCAUUGAACGGACUUUGAGCUGUGGACAUGUGUUCUGCCACGACUGCUUGGUCAAAACCCUGGUCAGCAUCAACAGUGAUGGAAACAUCAGAGACACCAUCGCUUGCCCCGUCUGCCGUCAUCUGACAUUCAUCAGGAGACAAAAGGAAGCGCUCGCCUCCGUUUCAGCGAGCAAGGGUCCAGAUGGAGGGCAGACCCUGGAGGUGCCCGUUGCGCCGCCGGCGCGUCUCCCGAGCGCAGCGCCCGCAUCCAGGAACACUUUGCAGCGGGGCGUCAACUGGAUCGCCUACAGCUGCGCUUGGAUCUCCCAGCGAGUUUGUCGCCAGAGUUUAAUGAGUCCCGGCCAGCAUGCAUGUCAGAUCUUCAUAAUAAGCGCCCAAGGACGACCUAUGGCCGAGGAAGAUGCGCUGGAUGUGGUGUUGACUGUGGUGCAUCCUCAACGCAGGCGAAGACGCAGAAUUUGCACAACAGCGCGAUGCUUGCUGCUCUUGCUUUCGAUAUUUACUGUACUCGCACUGGCAGCUGCAACUUUACCCUGGGUAUUAUUGGCAUGACCCAUUUACGACGAGGCCUGGAUUAAAGUGCCAAAGAGGCUGAUGACAUUAUUUCUACACUUGUACGGAAUCUAUUACUGAAACAAAAUGUGUGAGUUUUUGGCUGACUGGUUAAUAUAGAUAGCCUAUAGACGACAAUGAAUCUAUUAAAAUGUGUUUUUGUUGGAAUACUUUCUUAUUUUGUUGUUUUUACGAUGUGACCCACUAAAUGCCUUAUCCUAUUCUUUUACCUUCAACAGUGGAAAAGUUAUGUCUGUGACAUGUGAAACAGGAAAAUGCUUUUAAUGAAUUCAAGCACAGCCAAAAUGUCGUUGAUAAUCCAUAAUUUAACAAUUGGAAACAAUUGGAAACCGUUUACACAUGAUGUCGAGCAUCUCAUUUCAGUCUUGUGCUGUGUUGUUGACUUCCCUGUUUCCAAGCAGCAGGCAAUAAUUUUGCCAGCCACAACCUCCCACUUUCAGGAUUAGGCUAAAUGUGUGAAACUGCAAAUAGAGAUGAAAAGUUAACAUUUAGCCCAAGUUUAUAUGGAAAAAAGAAAAUAUUAUUGUAAAGCACAUUAAAAGCUGACUUUCACACCAAUUUGAUUUUUGACU